GUAUUUAAAGGCCAACACUGCCCGUGCCUGCUCAGUCCGGCCAGGACGGCGACGGUGAAGCACCUGGGUUGAGAGGGAGGAGCAAGGUAACAAGCGACCACUGCCUCUCCCGUCCCCAGCCCUAGCCUCGGCGGAGGCGGGUGUGUGUGGGACCUGGGAGUGGCUCUCACAUCUCAUCGCCCACCAACACCUUCCUCCCCCACCAUCCUUACCCCACCCAACCCACCUGGGCAAGACAACCCAGGUGCGAAAAACAGUGAUUCUGACUGAAGAGCGAGCAAGUGGAGAAGAAAGAGGGGGAUCCUCGUGAAGAGGGAAGGCUUGGUCACAGUCAAAGGCACGUGGCACUAGGGACUCCAACUGAGGAGGCGCUGACUAUUGACCAUCCGAUAAGGCCAAAGUGCCUGCUCCUAGGACGCUACCACUGAGACCCAGUGGAGAUCUCAACCAUGACCCAGACGGUCAACGAAAGGGAGGACCCCCUCAAUCUGGGCGGCGGUGGCUGGGCAUCCUCCAUUCCAUUGCGCACCUGGUCCUCCUACCAUCGAAGGCAGAGGGGCGCUCCGAUGUCCAAGCGGCGAUACCGCGAUGGCCCCAAAAUUGAGUAUGAGGCUUCCAGGAAACAACCCAAGCAACAGCGCAACCCUGGCUCUUGGUUUCAACCAUCCAGAGGGCCCUACUGGGCCCUGUACUCCAACUGGGAGCGCUGUGGAGGGCCCUGGCGCCCACCUCUUAUAGCAUUCCAGAGCCCUCUGUGCCCAGCACAGAUGAUCCGGGCCUAUGGUCUGCACCCGCUCUGCGUCUGCUGCUGUUCCUGCUGGAGCGGGCCCUGGAACCCCGGCUGGGAGAGACCCCCGGGUAGAAAGAAGCGCUGGGGACGCAGGGGUCGUGGUCUGCGCCGCCACCCUCGUCGCUCCUUCCGGAGGAAUCCACCAAUAGACCUGAGCAAGAUGCUGCGCCCGGUCAACCUGUCCGGGUGGCGGGCACCUGGGAUGAGAGCGCCACGGAACACCACCCAGUUCAUCAUGAACCAGGUCUAUGAAGACAUGAGGCAGCAAGAGAAGCUGGAGCGCCAGCAGGCAGCAUUGAGGGCACAGCAAGCCCAGGCGGGUGGCAUCUCCCCAGGAGACUCCACUACCAACGAUGCGCCCCACAGCGGCGUCGAAGAAGAUUCGCAGUUGCCGGAAGAUCUGUAUGGCUUCAUGCAGGAUCCCUCUCUAACCUUUAGUCCUGCUCUAAUGCAGCACAACCAGUCUCCCAUCCCAGGGCUGGUAGAGGAAGAGGAGAAAAAUGUUGAUGAGUGUGACGUAGAGGUUUGUGAUGAAAAAGAGGAGAGCGAGGAGGAGGAGGAAGUGGACAGAGAGUCAGAGGAUGAAGAUGUGGAUGCGGAGGAAGUUGAAGCGACUGGCAAUGGGGAGGAAGGGGAAGAGGACCAAGAAGAGGAGUAUAUGUUGGAAGAAGAGGGGCUGGAGGAGGGAGAACAGAGAGAGGAAGAAAAAUUCUUGCCUCUGGGAAUGCCUUUGUCAAUCCUAGUAGGGGACGAAGAAGAAAGAGAUAACUUUAUGAACUAUGAUUACUUAAGCCAAGAACAAAUAAUCCCCAAUGUGCCAGAGGCAGAUUUGUUUAUGGUACCGGACAUUAGCCAUUAGUCAUCAGGAAGGGAACUGAGAAACGAAAUGGAACCGAUUUGAGGCUAAUAUGGAUUAACAGCUUGUUAAAAACAAAUUCAAAAGUGAGUUCCAUUAAUAAACAUCAAUGUAAAACACCUUGGUUGGCCACGAUAAAAAUAUUUAAACAUUGGUGUGUUUGUGUAUGACUAUGGGUGGGGGAGGGGAAGAUUUCAGAUAUAUUUUAUUGAAAAUGAUUAAAGGCCAAAUAUUUU
Mus caroli (Ryukyu mouse) is the source of this 1882-nucleotide messenger RNA. RefSeq names its product coiled-coil glutamate rich protein 1 (gene Ccer1). Lineage: Eukaryota; Metazoa; Chordata; Mammalia; Rodentia; Muridae. The record is from RefSeq and is a predicted model, not a curated record.